AUGCUACCAUUACAUGAUCAAGUAGUUCAAGAUCAAGAAGAAGAUAAAAGUGUUUCACAAACUUUUUUACAACAGAUAAAUAAUGAUGGUAAUUAUCAAAACAUUGUCAAUAGUAAUAAUACAAAUAUUAAUCCAUUAAUAAUCACUAUUGAAAAUAAAAAUCUUUUAUCUUCAAAAUCGAAAGAAAUUCAACCAUCUUUUCAUGAGUCAUUUCGAAUAAAUAAACAAUCCCUAAUUAUUAUUAUUUUACCAAUUCUUAUAUUUGGAAUAUUAAUGUUAAUUUCGAUUAUUAAAAUUACUGAUGUUUAUAAAUCAGAUUUAAAAAUAAAAUAUGAUUAUAUGUUAGAAGAACAAAAGAAAAAUAACAAAACAAUUCAAUCAUUAAAUGAAACUAUAUUAGAAAAAAAUCAACAACUUCAACAAGUCAACGAUCAAUUGACACUACUAAACAAAAAGAAAUAUAAUUCAUUAGUUAUUGAAGGUCGUGAAUUUGGUAGUGCACAUGGUACUCAUUUUGAUGAUUCAUUACAUCCGCAUUUUACAAGUUCACAUUAUCUAAAUGGAAUAAUUGCUCGUGAUAAUGAUGAUGACUUAGAAUCCUAUCAAUUUUAUUAUCCAUCUUCGUCUGAUAAUCAAGAUAUGUUCAUAUCAGAGAGGCAUGGAAAGCAAAAUUCAUCUUUUAAAAAAGAUUUUCAAUUUGAAAAUUAUGAAAAAAUACAACGAGUUGAAGGACAAUACUUGAAUAAAACCAUUGCUUUUUCAAACGGUACAAACUUAACAUUGCCAAUAAUAACAGGACUUCAAUUUUACACAACAAAAGAACAUGCUAGUCCAUCAUAUGCUGGUGAAGAAGGAGAAAUGUUUGAGGAAGAAUAUGAGGAAUAUACAUUAUGGUAUGUCACUGGAAGAUCAGAUCAAUAUAUUUAUCAAUUACAAUUCUAUUGGUAUCGAACAUCAGACAUUGAUUAG
Adineta steineri is the source of this 969-nucleotide messenger RNA. The record is from the annotation of a GenBank genome assembly. NCBI's taxonomy places the organism in Eukaryota, Metazoa, Rotifera, Eurotatoria, Adinetida, Adinetidae.